Messenger RNA from Lepisosteus oculatus (spotted gar), 2239 nucleotides. The record is from RefSeq and is a predicted model, not a curated record. Lineage: Eukaryota; Metazoa; Chordata; Actinopteri; Semionotiformes; Lepisosteidae.
CACACACACAGACAGCAGCAACUCCAACUCCAACUCCAACUCCAACUCCAACUCACUGAGCAGAGCAGCAGCCCACAGACAUGAGUGACAAAGCCUCAUCGAAGGAGCCUGACGUACAGGCACUGAGACUGGUGCUGGUGGGUGUGUGUGGAGUGGGGAAGAGUGCAGCAGGAAACACCAUCCUGGGCAGAGAGGAGUUCAGAUCAGAGCUCAGCUCCUCUGCACUCACUCUGAGGAGCCAGGAGGCGCAGGGAGAGGUGUGUUGGAGAAGAGUCACUGUGGUCGACACCCCAGGCCUGUUCAACACUGAGCUCUCUGACAAGGAUCUGAGAGGAGAGAUCCAGAGAGCUGUCCAGCUGUCUGCCCCUGGACCCCACGCUGUGCUCCUGGUCAUCCAGCUGGGCCGCUUCUCCCAGCAGGAGAAGAGAGCAGUGGAGACCCUGCAGGAGCUGCUGGGAGAGGGGGUGAGCCGGCACACGGUGGUCCUCUUCACUCACGGAGACAGGCUGAAAGGCAGGAGUCUCCAGCAGUUUGUCCAGUUGGAUGAGAACCUGCAGAGGAUCAUUCAGAAAUGUGGGAACAGGUGUCACCUCUUCAACAACACUGACAGGGGAGACGGCUCUCAGGUCAGGGGGCUGUUGGAGAAGGUGGAGAAGCUGGUGUCCCAGGUCGGGUUCUAUGAUUCCUUCUGCAAACAAGAAGAAAAAAAACAGCACCUGGACAGUCAAGCUGAAAAGGGUCGAGAAGAUGUAAGUGAAACUCCUGAUCUGAGAAUCGUGCUGCUGGGGGCACAUGGAGUGGGAAAAAGUUGCUCAGGAAACACCAUCCUGGGGAGAGAAGUAUUUCAGUAUGGGGUCUCCACCUCCUCCCUCACACAGCACUGCAGGAAAGAAACUGGAGAGGUGUCAGGGAGGAGUGUUGCUGUGAUCGACACUCCAGGCCUGUUUGACACAGAGCUCUCCAAUGAUGAAGUCAUACGUGAGAUCCUGACCUGUGUCUCUCUGACCUCCCCGGGACCCCAUGUGUUCCUGGUGGUGAUCCAGCUGGGCAGAUUCACACAGGAGGAGAAGGACACAGUGAAGCUGAUCCAGGAGACCUUUGGACAGAGAGCAGCACAUUACACCAUGGUGCUCUUUACACGGGGGGAUCAACUGAAAGGCAAAACUCCUCAGGAUUUUCUUAAAACAGAAUGUAAAGGACACCUCCAAGAACUGAUGCAAACCUGUGGGAGCAGCAGAUACCACGUGUUCAACAAUGCAGACAUGAGCGAUCGCACCCAGGUGACAGAGCUGCUGGAGAAGAUAGAGGAAAUGGUGGUGGUGAACCAGGGCUACUACGCUAUUGACCUGCAGCAAGACGCCAAGAGGAAGGAACACAGGAAGAGAGAGUCGAAGGCGCAGAGGGGGGAAGUGGACAGAGGGAAGAUGACAAUGGGAAAACAAGAGGAGAAAAAACCAAGAAACCAAGAAUGGAGUUCAUGCCACUUUCAGUAAGAGCCAGACAUGGUCCAGUGUUUUACAGGUCCUGGAGGUCCAGUCAAGUGCAGGUUUAUUGUCUUUUAUCUGAGUACAAUGAAAUGCUUGUUUCCAUGUUUUCCUCACAUGACAAAUGACACAAAAGAUGACAUAAACAAUGACAUUACAUUGACAUAUAAAAUUAUAUACUGUAAGUAAUGACAUCACAACUCUUGGAGACAGGAACAGGGCAGCAGCUAUAAUUUCAACCAGCUUUUAGAUAGCAGCAGUGUGCAACUUUCAGCAGUGGCAGUAUUUUGAGUUCAGUGCAAGAGGAGGAGUUUAGGUCUUAUGGCUGGGGGGUAGAAGUUUUCUUUGAACCUAGAGGUCUGGGCUUUUAUACUCUUAAAUCUUCUGUCAGAAGGAAGAAGAGAAGAGUGUAUUCCCAGGGUGAGUUUGGUCUUUGGUUUUCUUGUUUGCCGUUCUGUGGCAGCGUGUGGUGAACGUGGUCUGGAUGGAGGGGAGUUCUGUACCAGUGGUCUGUAUUCCCACUCGGCUCUUCACAACCUCAAUCAGCCCAUAAUUGUCUAAAUAGGGUCAAUUUAACAGCUUCUCUUAGCUCUCCAGCUGCCACUUGACCGCUGCAGACAUACACUGACCCUCCAGGAGCAGGACUGGACAGGCCACAGACACACUGACCCCCCAGGAGAGAGACUGGACAGGCCUGGUGUAGAGAGACUGGACAGCCCCCAGACACACUGACCCUCCAGGAGAGAGACUGGACA